AUGGCGUCGCAGCAGGUGCUCUUCGCCGAGACCAUCGCCGGCAUGAAGAAGGCCUUCAAACGGAGGGCUUAUGAAUCCGAUUCUGACUCCGAGAUCGAAAGCUUCACCAACCGCGGCAACAAACUUAAGAAGAGGGCGCGUUUCGCACACAAGGGCCAAUUGAUGCCCACGGCAGGACCCGGCGCUUACAAAGAGGCCGUGGAUUACGCCGGUGUGCGAAGGUCCAUCAUCCAUCGCAAUUCUCCCUUGGUCGACGACGACGGCUACGAAUUCGAUAGCGACGAUGACGACGCCCGCGUCGAAGAGGCCAUACUCUCAGCCGCCGAGCUGGAUCCGUAUGCAAACAUUCGCCUAGAACACAUCCUUGCGCCGCUUACUGCCUCAACCGACCUGCCAAUCCACCCCGUCUUCUCCAAGCCCUUCACCUCCAAUACUCUGACAGAACUAGUCAAGCAGAGUUCUCGCAUAAUGCAAAAGGAAAACCGGUCGCUAUGGCAGGUUCGACACUUGUGGACCUCUCUGUGUGGUGACUCCACUUGGGUGCCGUGUUCAACCAUGGUCGGCACGAACGAUAUCGAUUUUUAUAUUGAAAAAAGCACUGCUCGCCAGUCUCAAGAUUCCACAAAGAUGGGCGAGGAGGCGUCUUCACCUGCCAAUCUAAAUGGCGAGACCAGCAAAACCGAUACCUCUGGAGUUCGGGCGACAAACGAAUCAAAAGCAUCGAGUGAACACGGCGCUGCCAUCUCGGCAGACGCCGAUAUGCCCAUGGACGAUGCUAAUGCACCAGAGAAGAGGAAGACACCUCCCAGGCAAGAUGUGGAUAUGAUGGAAACAGACGACGGAGCUUCCAAAGAACAACCUAGAGCAAUGGACGUGAAGAAGGAAAAUGGUAAAGACGCAGCCAAUGGAGAUGCAGCGAAACUUACAAAUGGCGGAGAGUCAUCGACUGAAACUGCGAGUCAAGGUCGUAAGAAGGGAAGCCGUCUGCCCAGCGAAGACGUGCAUAUGCAAGAUGGUGGUGAAGCAGCAAACGAAGCCUCCCAUAAUGGCGUCGAGGCCAACCAGUCCUAUAUCCACCCAAUGUUCAUACCUCCCCCAAAUGCCGCGCUCGACCGAAACCUUGGCUUACCCGACAACGAAGCCGAAGACAUGAGGAAGCUUUUAUCCCUAUACGUGCAGAAGCAAGAAGAGGUCUGUCGAGGAGCUGCCAGGCUCCACCUGGGCUUGCUAAGAGCUCAAAGGCUUCGCAAAGACGUGCUGCAUUGGUCGAAAGCAGAGGCACACUCUGGACCAAACCGAGACAUGUCAGAUGGCGAAGACUGGUACGACAAGGAAGAAUGGGGCCUGACAGAGGACCUCAAGAAGGGCCAAGACGAGGAAGAGGAAGAUACUGCCACUACAGGGAAGAAGACGAGAAACAGGCGAUAA
Trichoderma atroviride IMI 206040 is the source of this 1428-nucleotide messenger RNA. RefSeq lists its product as uncharacterized. Gene Ontology annotation, cellular component: cytosol; Rpd3L complex. The record is from RefSeq and is a predicted model, not a curated record. Gene Ontology annotation, biological process: negative regulation of silent mating-type cassette heterochromatin formation; negative regulation of rDNA heterochromatin formation. NCBI's taxonomy places the organism in Eukaryota, Fungi, Ascomycota, Sordariomycetes, Hypocreales, Hypocreaceae.